CCGGAAAUGGGCGUCAAUCGUCACUAUAGCAACGGAUGUAAUCUUGUAAGUUAGCGUGUGAACACAUUCGCCUGUUUUUUUAUAUUCGUGACCCUAUAUCUCAGUCAAACAUGAUGGAGGAAUCAGAUACGUACCACAUCCGACCUAACCAUCGGUUCAAGUUUAAACCAGCCGUCGUAAAGGGAUACAUCCGUAAUAUUGUGAGGGAGCGUCUUUCUGAUGUGCAGUACGAACCAGAGACUGUCGCAGAGCUGACCCGUUCACUGGCAGAGAGCGUAAAGGACAAAGUGAAGACUGCAGAAUUUGACAGAUACAAGAUUGUUGUGCAGGUGCUCAUUGGAGAACAACGAGGACAAGGAGUAAAGAUGUCUGCUAGGUGUUUGUGGGACGCAGACACGGACAACUAUGCAGAAGAUGUUUUCAUGAAUGACAGCUUGUUCUGUGUGGUGACAGUUUUUGGAAGCUAUUAUUACUGAAGACUUGAAGCAUGGAUGACCUCAAAUCCUUUUAUAUAUAGAGUUAUGAAAUGAACAUUUCUGAGACGGCACACUGCCAGCUCUUCAGCUUCUGGAGAGUGGAAAUAUGUCAUUUCUGUCUCUUUCAGAAGUAUGAUUCUCACACAUCCUGUAUAGGACCUUUGCUGAUGUAGUGAUAAUAUAAUGAAUGCUCUCAAUGUAAUUUCCUGACUUGACAAGAUAGAGAUUGAUGACAGAAGCUGUUUGAACAGCUAAUUCUGGAUUGCACCUAAUGAUGUGCCAGCCUGGACUCCCAGGUGCUGAAAAGAUGGUGUCAGCUCAGCUGGGCAAAGGAACUUUCCCAAAUUCAUUUUAUUUUAAAGGAUAAUUCAAUAAAAAUAAAUUAUCUUAACCAACACAUGUUAUUGUUUAUGUUUUGGAGCUGCUGUAUCAGAAAAUGUCAGAAUCAUGACAGAAAUGAUAAUCAACUUUUAUAAUUAUAGAACAAGACAACACAAAUCUGGAUAUUUGGACAUAUCUGGAUAGCAUUACAAUUAUUACCACUUUAUUUUAUUCUGUAUUCUACAAAUUUUAGUACUUCCUUCACAGUUAUGCGUUAGCUUAGUUUUUUGGGAAUAUUCAAAUGUCCUUUUGGACUCUCUAUGUCUAAGCAAUUUAAAUGUUUAGAGCUACACAGACAGCUUCUAUAACGGGUUAAAGAAACUGUUCAUAUUUGGAAAAUAAUAGUGUCAUCAAAUUUAAGCUGAAAAAAAUAGCCAAGUGAAGAUGUUAAUGAUGAAAAAUGAAACUAUAUCCUUACAUGCUGCUGACAAAAUAGAGUAGGCUAAACACAUGGGACUUUUCAUUUUUUUAUGACUGAAAAGAGGUUUUUGUUCCUACAAAAUGACUCACAUCUUCUACCUACAAUGUCUGAGUUGUCUCACAUUUCCCUCUAAAUUAAUCCAAUAAAAUUCAACAUCUA
This is a messenger RNA of Xiphophorus couchianus (Monterrey platyfish), 1437 nucleotides long. It is a transcript of the gene dynlt2b, whose product is annotated as dynein light chain Tctex-type 2B. Gene Ontology annotation, molecular function: dynein intermediate chain binding. NCBI's taxonomy places the organism in Eukaryota, Metazoa, Chordata, Actinopteri, Cyprinodontiformes, Poeciliidae. The transcript has 5 exons. Gene Ontology annotation, biological process: microtubule-based movement. The record is from RefSeq and is a predicted model, not a curated record. The coding region runs from base 111 to 476 and encodes 121 amino acids. Gene Ontology annotation, cellular component: cytoplasm; cytoplasmic dynein complex.